AUGGAGAGGAGUUAUAGUAACGAUGAACCGUCGAUGGCUCGCAUCCAGCAAUUAGAGUAUGAGUGUGAUGAACUGCGCAGAGAGCGUGAUGAGUUACGUAAAGAUAUAGAACAACUAUGCAUACAGCAAGCUGGACCUGGCUACCUGGCAGUGGCAACUCGGUUGCAUUUCCAGAGGACAGCUGGGUUGGAGCAGGAAAUAGAGAAUUUGAAGAUGAAGUUAGCUGCCAGUACUAGAGAGAGUCGAAAUCUUCAAGAAGAGCUUUCAGAAGCAUUUCGAAUUAAAGCCCAAUUGGCGGAGCUGCACCAAGCUGAAGUGGCAAAGAAUAUUGAAGCAGAUAAACAAGUCAAAUUUUUUCAAGGAAGUGUAGCUGCUGCUUUCGCUGAACGUGAUCAGUCCCUCUUAGAGGCUGAAAAAGCUAAGGAGAAAGAGGAGCUCAUGUCACAGAAAUUUAUUCCAAUGCAGACUAGAUUUGAAGAGCUGAGUUCGGAACUUCUACAGCAGAAGAGAAGGAAUGAUGAAUUGCUGCUUGAUCUAGCAAAGCAGGAACAGCAGAAUGAAAACUUGAAGAAGGUCGUCAACAAGUUCUUUGAGAUUCGUCAGCAAUCAUCUGAGGGAUCGCUUAAAACAACUUGUGAUGAGAAGUGUGAAUGUCUGUUACAUGAUCCAGUUGAAGUUUGGAAUUAUAACGAUCCUUCAACCUCUGACUACAUUAGUGCAUUGGAAGAAGAGCUGGAGACAGUGAGAAAAUCUGUUGAUGAUCUCCGGAAUAAGAUGCGAAUGGGUUUGGACAUUGAAAAACACUUGAGGAAGAAAGUUUGUGAUGUCGAAAAGAACCUAAUUCGUUUUAACAAAGUCGUCAUGAGUGGAAUGUUGGAGUUACACAAAUUUUAUGCUCAGCAUAGACUUGGAAUUCUAAAUUUACUCGCCGAGGAAAAAUCUCAACUCAAGUCGACAGUUGAUAUGAUUGAAGAGCAUAUCAAAGGGUUUAACCUGACACAACAGAAUAUUGUGGUUUCUGAGGUAGUUGCAAGCUCAGAUGAAACUGAAUGUCGAGAUGUGCAUGUAAGCACAGUCACUGACAUGCCCUCAGCAUCCACGAGAAACGACACUGCCUCAAAUAUUGUUGCAGCUUCUAAUGAAGAUGUUGAAGCCUCUGAAGUCCUGAAGCAAGCAUUGCAAGAAAAGGUUCAGACACUGUUGCUAUUGUCUCAGCAGGAGGAAAGACAAUUGCUGGAAAGAAAUGUGAAUGGAGUGCUUCAGAAAAAGAUAGAGGAGCUUCAAAGAAAUUUACUGCAAGUUACUCAUGAGAAGGUGAAAGCUCUUAUGGAGUUGGCACAGCUAAAACAGGAGCAUCAACAACUACAAGAGAAGCUCGCUAAUGAGGCGGGGCAAGGAAAUUCUUUAGCAGAGAAAAAGCAAACAAAUCAGGAAAGAGAUGUAGGGAUAAAAAAUGUGCUGAAGAAAACUUAUCUGAGACGGUGGCUUGGCACGUUGGAUUCUACUGGUAGAAGUGAAGUUGACGUUCACUCAAGUAGUCAAGGAGACUUAUCGGGGAGAAAGUCAAACUCAAUGAAUGUUGCAAGAAUGAAGAUUGAAAAUGCUACUCUCAAAGAAAGCUUGGAAAGUAUGGAGCAUUUGGUUUCCUCAACUCAUAGACUCCGGCUCGCACUCACCAGGGUUCGAGAGUCGAUGGCAGAGAAAAGCACAGAACCCGGCUUGUCUGGAGCUCUGGACGGCAUUAUUUCCGAAGCUAAACUGGUGAAGACCGCACUAGGAAGCUCACUACCAAUCAGUUGGUCAGCAGAGGUGGACGUUGCGCCAAGCAGUCCAAGAUUCUCCACCGAGCCAUCAAGGCCUUUGGCUGAUACCACUGAUGAGAAGAUGGAUUUUGUGUCUGCAGCCGGGUUUGAGAUGGUGGAACUUCUGAUACUUGCUGCUCAAGUUUUGAAAGAGACCAGCUGCAAAGUUCCUGAGAAUGGAAAAGAUUGCUGCCCAAGUUCUUCCUAG
Linum trigynum is the source of this 2010-nucleotide messenger RNA. Lineage: Eukaryota; Viridiplantae; Streptophyta; Magnoliopsida; Malpighiales; Linaceae. The record is from the annotation of a GenBank genome assembly.